AUGGCUGGAGAGCAAGAUAUUCCUUCUAAUCAAGUUGACAUGUACAUGAGAGCUGAAAUUCAAAUCUCUAGUUACUUGUUUAAGUAUAAGAGUGUCUAUAAUUUACAUCAACUUGAGUUGGAUAUUGGUAGCGUGGCAUGUUUAAGAUCAGCCUUCAUCUCCACAAAUAGCUCCAUUAAUUUCUCAAAUACAGAGAGAGAAAAUAAUGUAUUUUAUUCUUAUCUUCUACAUUGUUGCUGCCCUGUAUGGUUAGCAUUUACUGUUUUAAUCACGCCACAAACCUGCGUCUUGGAAGCUAAAAUAGCAAAUCCAAUUCACAAACCAGUCAUAUUUUGGAGACUUUUUUUUUUUUUCAAAGGCCUAAGACCUGUGAUACUCAAUUCCACAACGUUGGACAUAAAAGAAACCUGUGUGUUUUCUGUCUGGGUUUCUUUCAAGGUCCAACAACCAUCCUCUAAUUCCCUUCACAAAUUCAUCAUCUGCGUUCUUGCACUUCAAUCAACACCAUCAUUUUCUCCAGAAACAUCAACCUUCAAGAGAUCAUCGUGCUCAGGAGGAGGAGGAGAAGCAGAGAAAAUGGUGAAUUUCAGAAAAAUGGAUUCACAGAAGGAUAUGAGUUCUCCCAGGGGGGAGGUUGGCGAGAUCGACACAAGAGCGCCAUUUCAAUCUGUGAAAGCUGCUGUGAGUUUAUUCGGUGAAGUUGCUGUCUCCAAGGAAAAACGUGCUGUCAGGAGAAAAUCAUCCGAGAAUGUAUUAGAAAAGGAGACACAGCUUUUGUUGGCACAGAGAGAACUGAACAAGAUAAAGAAGCAACUGGAGAGUGCUGAGACCACAAAAUCUAAAGCGCUGGCUGAGCUUGAGAAGGCAAAAGUGACACUUCAAGAUCUCACAAUGAAGCUGACAAAUGUCAGAGAAUCCAAGGAAGCCGCCAUGGAAGCUGCAGAAGCUGUGAAGAACCAAGCCAAGCAACUUGAAAGGGCAAAAUCCCAGAAAGCUGUGGGCUUUGAAGCUUGGAAGCUAGAACUUGAGCAUGCAAGAAAGGAAUACACGACCACAGUGAAAGAACUUGAUGCUGCCAAGCAAGAACUCACCAAGAUCAGGCAAGAUUUUGAUGCAGCUUUGGAGGCCAAGCUUGCUGCGUUUCAAACAGCCGGAGAAGCUCAACGCUCAGCCAAGUUGAACUCAGAAAGGAUCAGUGAGCUCUCCAAGGAGAUUGCAGCCAUGAAAACAUCUGUUGAGGAGUUAAAGCUUGAAUCUUUGCAGGCUCAAGAGGAGCAAGCAAAGGCCAUGGUAGAGAGGGAAGCUCAAUAUGAUUCUUACAAAAAUGGCAAGGAAGAAGCAGAGACAAAGAUGGAAUCUUUGAUGAAAGAAUACGACCCCGGGUUGAAUACCGAAGAUCUUGAGGCUAAACUUGCUGAAACAAGUGCAGAGAUUGAAGUUUUGCAGGAACAGAUGAAGAAGGCACAUGCUUCUGACAUGGAUGCUGCUAGAGCUAUAACUAUAGAGCUCAAGGAAGCCACAGAGACUCUUGGAGAAGUAGCUGAAGAAGAAAGCUCUCUUAAGCACCUAGUGGCUUUGUUGAGGGAUGAAUUAGAUAAUGUGAAAACUGAGCAAAGAAUCUUGAAAGACAAGGAACAAAAAUCAGAAGCUCUUGCUGCUUACGUUAAAGAUGAACUCCAGAAGAGCAAGGGGGAAACAAACAUUGAGGAGUUGGAAAAAGCUGCUGAAUUAUUCAAUGAACAAAGCAUGAAAAUAAAGAAGCUAACAGAAGAAACAGAAGCUGCAAAAAGGGAAACAGAAGAGAUGAACCAGAGAACACAUGAGCUGAAGCAAGAAGCUGAGAAGGCGCGAGGUUUGGCUCAAGAACUCGAGACAAAGCUGGAGAUUGUCCUAAAAGAAGCUGAAGAAGUGAAAGCAGCAGAACAAAGAGCCCUUGAGGAGAUGAAGAUCUUGUCUGAGAUGCAAGGUAACAACAACAACAGUCAAGUCAGUGAUGUGACAAACUCAGAAGAUCAUGGCAAGAUCAAACUAUCUGUUGAGAAGUUUGAGUCGGUGACGGGGAAAGUGAAGGAAUGUGCUGAUCUUGUGGAGAAGGCAGAGCUGGCUGCAAUGAUUCAGGUUGAAGCAAUAAAGGCAAGACAAAAUGAAGCAGACAAGAAGUUGGAAGCAAAUCUGAAGGCCAUUGAGGAAAUAAAGGCAGCUACAGAGAUGGCUCUAAAGAAUGCAGAGAUGGCAGAUUCUGCAAAAAUGGCACUUGAAGGUGAACUUAGAAGGUUGCGCCAGCAAGACAAGGUGCCGGCCGAAGCAGCAUCUUUGGAUUCUUAAAAGAGAACUUCUUGAUGACCAAUCACAAAAGUGGACAUGGGAUUAUCAAGAAACAUCCCCUUUGAAAAAGGAAGAUCAUUUGUAUAUUCAGGAACUCUUUAUCAGAUUCGUGGAAAAACGGAGAAAAAAAUCUUGUGCAGAUAUGAAUGCUCAUUGUCAGACUUCCUUGUUUUUUGAGGCCCAAUAGACCUUAAAAAGACGAGCUUUUACAGGGCAGGGAAAAACAUCUGAUAUUCAGCUGCUGUUUAAUCAUCUCCCGUUUACAAUCUUGCAAAUCUGAAGAAAAUUAAGCUCACAAAAAAAUAAAAUAUGAGUCGUCUUCCCA
This is a messenger RNA of Prosopis cineraria, 2650 nucleotides long. Its product is annotated as WEB family protein At1g12150-like. The transcript is spliced from 6 exons. The coding region runs from base 1 to 2325 and encodes 774 amino acids. The record is from RefSeq and is a predicted model, not a curated record. Lineage: Eukaryota; Viridiplantae; Streptophyta; Magnoliopsida; Fabales; Fabaceae.